Ostrinia nubilalis (European corn borer) is the source of this 1001-nucleotide messenger RNA. Its product is annotated as deoxyribonuclease TATDN1. The transcript has 6 exons. Bases 74 to 991 code for a protein of 305 amino acids. Gene Ontology annotation, cellular component: cytosol. Gene Ontology annotation, molecular function: 3'-5'-DNA exonuclease activity. The record is from RefSeq and is a predicted model, not a curated record. Lineage: Eukaryota; Metazoa; Arthropoda; Insecta; Lepidoptera; Crambidae.
UCUUGCAGCUGAUCAUUUUUUUUACUGAAUUUUAGAAUUUCAGGUUACUUUUCUGAUUACCUAUUAAGUUUAAAUGAACAGAAUGUCGUCCUUAAGAAAAUACAUCGAUAUUGGGGCUAACCUCACUGAUGAAAUGUAUCAAGGUGUUUACCAUGGAUCCAAGAAGCACCAACCAGAUUUGGAGAAAGUGCUAGCUCGUAGUUGGGCUAAUGGGAUGGAUAAAAUGAUUAUAACCGGCGGAAGCGUGACAGACAGCAAAAAAGCCAUUGAUCUCUCCCGAACAGAUUCAAGGCUGUUUGCUACAGUGGGUUGUCAUCCAACCAGAUGUACUGAGUUUGUGGCUGACCCAGAGUCCUACCUCAACGACUUGAGGCGACUUGUAACAGACAACAAAGACAAGGUUGUGGCCAUCGGAGAGUGUGGGCUGGACUAUGAAAGACUGCACUUUUGUGAAAAAGAUGUGCAACUAAAAUACUUUGAAAUCCAAUUGCAGUUGAGCCGUGAGUUCAACUUACCAUUGUUCCUUCAUUGCCGUGCCGCUGCUGAUGAUUUGGUGGAAAUCUUGAGUAGGAAUAAGGAUAAUGUUGUGGGUGGUGUGGUGCACUCAUUUGACGGACCUGAGGAAGCCCUAAACAAGAUUCUUGCAAUGGGAAUGUACAUAGGUAUCAAUGGAUGUUCACUCAGAACAGAAGAAAAUCUGGAAGUAGCAUUAAAAAUUCCAAGAGAUAGACUGAUGAUAGAGACCGACUGCCCUUGGUGUGAAGUGAAACAAACCCACCCUGGUUUCAAGCAUGUGGCUACAAAAUUUCCAUCGGUGAAGAAAGAAAAAUACUCAGUGGACUCAAAAAAUCAAGUGAAAGGAAGAAAUGAACCAGUGAACAUAGUACAUGUCCUGGAGAUCUUGGCUGCUCUCAGGAAGGAGAAUAUUGAUGAAUUAGCAAAUGCUAUUUAUGAAAAUACUAAUAGAUUAUUCUUUUCUAAUAAUAAAUAAAUAUUGUUUA